AAUUUCACAUUUCACAUAUCCAAACCUCAUAAAAGCUCACAAGAAUCCAAAACAUGAAGAAUCUAGCAAUCCUUCUUGCUAUCAUACUCGUCUCAUGCUAUCUCACGUCUCUAGUCACAGCAAGUGAUUUGGAGUCAAUGCCAUCAUCGCGUAACGAAAAGCUCGAAUGGUGGCAUUACCAUUCCUACCCUUACUUUCACCCCAAGCCACCACAUUGGCCGUUCCCAUGUUCUUCCGAAAAAGCCUUUCCGCCACUCCCCGCCGGCUACAACCAUUUCCACCCUGUUCCAUUCCAUCCACCACCGGUAGUCACCAAGUGCUUGUCUGAUUGCAAGGAUGUAAAAACAUGUAUGGCGGAUAUCCGGAAAGCUUUCUUCACCCGCAAACCUGCUAUUGGAUCGGAAUGUUGUGCUUCGAUACAGAAGAUGGAUGAAGACUGUGACAAGACUGUCUUUGGAGCUUACCAUAACCCUUUCUUUGACUGCUUUGUUAAGCUACAUUGUGCCACCAAAGCUGGAUCUACUCCAUCUGCUCCCUCGCCAGCUUAGAGGUUUUAGUUAGUUAUUAGAAUUAUAAAUAAUGAGUUUUAGUUGGUAUUAUAAUUUUCCUUUUUAAUUAUGCUUCUCCAUAUUAAGCUUCGAGGAAAUAAAGUGCAUCCUUCUUAAUAA
This is a messenger RNA of Raphanus sativus (radish), 668 nucleotides long. RefSeq lists its product as uncharacterized. NCBI's taxonomy places the organism in Eukaryota, Viridiplantae, Streptophyta, Magnoliopsida, Brassicales, Brassicaceae. The transcript has a single exon. Gene Ontology annotation, cellular component: vesicle; extracellular region. The coding region runs from base 54 to 548 and encodes 164 amino acids. The record is from RefSeq and is a predicted model, not a curated record. Gene Ontology annotation, biological process: regulation of double fertilization forming a zygote and endosperm; regulation of protein localization to cell surface; double fertilization forming a zygote and endosperm.